Molecule: messenger RNA, 4623 nt
Organism: Parathielavia appendiculata
Lineage: Eukaryota; Fungi; Ascomycota; Sordariomycetes; Sordariales; Chaetomiaceae
Exons: 3
Coding region: 1-4623 (1540 amino acids)
Biological process (GO): transmembrane transport
Cellular component (GO): membrane
Molecular function (GO): ATP hydrolysis activity; ABC-type transporter activity; ATP binding
Source: RefSeq, a predicted model, not a curated record
AUGUCCUUCACGGGGACGGGUUCCUUCGGGAACUACGACCUGACGGCCCAGACGACCGGGUCGCCGCUCGCCCGGCAGACGACGCGCGAACACCCAGAUCAAGCGGUCACACCCGCGGCAUCAUCACCAGCUCGCAAUGACCAGGGCACCAGAACCCGUGCCACAUCGGUAACGGAGAUUGCCGAUGGUGAUGUCUCGCGCUAUGAGAAGGACAUUUCACCAGGCAAUGCAACCGACACGGCCGGCGAGGACGACGAGGCAUCGGAGAACGCAGUUGAGCAGGAGCGCCGUCAUAGCAUCGUGCAAGCUCUAGCGAGGAAGUUCACCAACCAGUCGAAUGCCGGUCCCCAAGCUGGCGUCAACCCCUUUUUCGUUUCGUCGGACGACGAGGCUUCGCCGUUAAACCCCAAUGGCCCCAAUUUCAACGCCCGUGCCUGGGCCAAGGCCGUGGUCGAAAUGACUGCUGGCGAAGGCCAACAGAUGCGUACCACAGGCGUGGCCUUCCAAAACCUCAAUGUGCACGGCUUCGGCUCUGCGACGGAUUACCAGAAGGACGUCAUCAAUGUAUGGCUGGAGGCCGUCGGCCUCGUGCGCCGGAUUACUGGCCACGGGAAGCGUCGCAUCGAUAUUCUGCGCGACUUUGAUGGUCUGGUCCGCAAGGGCGAGAUGCUUGUCGUCCUGGGACCUCCAGGCUCGGGCUGCACGACAUUUUUGAAAACCAUCGCUGGCGACUACAAUGGCAUUUUCGUCGAUGAAAACUCGUAUUUCAACUACCAAGGAAUGACGGCCAAGGAGAUGCACACGCAGCACCGUGGCGAGGCCAUCUACACUGCCGAGGUCGACACGCAUUUCCCACAGCUGACGGUUGGCGACACGUUGACCUUCGCUGCCCAUGCCCGCGCUCCGCGCCAGCUGCCUCCCGGCGUUAACAAAACGAUGUUUGCCAACCAUCUAAGAGACGUCGUCAUGGCUAUGUUUGGCAUCAGCCAUACGAUCAACACUCGCGUUGGCAACGAGUACAUCCGUGGUGUCUCGGGCGGUGAACGGAAACGUGUCACCAUCUCUGAGGCGGCCCUGUCCGGUGCGCCUCUGCAAUGCUGGGACAAUAGUACCCGAGGCUUGGACAGCGCCAAUGCCAUCGAGUUCUGCAAAACCUUGAGGCUGCAGACCGAGCUGUUCGGCAGCACAGCUUGCGUGUCCAUCUAUCAGGCGCCUCAGAGCGCCUACGAUCUUUUCGACAAGGCCCUUGUGCUGUACGAAGGCCGCCAGAUCUUCUUCGGAAGGGCCAGCGACGCCAAGCAGUACUUCAUUAAUUUGGGUUUUGAAUGCCCCUCUCGCCAGACGACGCCCGACUUCCUCACGUCGAUGACAAGCCCACAUGAACGCAUCGUGCGCCCCGGUUUUGAAGCCAAGGCACCGCGCACCCCCGAUGAGUUUGCCGCCGCCUGGAAGAACAGUGCAGAAUACAAGGCUCUGCUGGCCGAGAUUGAGGUGUACAAGCAGAGCCACCCCAUCAAUGGGCCCGACGCCGAGGCAUUUCGCGCUUCCAAGAGAGCACAGCAGGCCAAGUCUCAGCGACUCAGGUCGCCCUUCACCCUCUCGUACAUGCAGCAGGUUAACCUCUGCCUUUGGCGUGGUUGGAGGCGACUGAUUGGCGAUCCGAGCUUGAGUCUCGGUGCCCUGAUCGGCAAUUUCAUCAUGGCCUUGAUCAUCUCGAGCGUCUUCUUCGACCUGAAACCCACCACGUCCAGCUUCUACCAGCGAGGCGCCCUGUUGUUCUUCGCCUGCUUGAUGAACGCAUUCGCCAGCGCCCUCGAGAUCCUCACCCUGUACGCCCAGCGUCCCAUUGUCGAGAAGCAUGAUCGCUAUGCCCUCUACCACCCGUCCGCCGAAGCUGUGGCGUCUAUGUUGUGCGACAUGCCGUACAAGAUCGCGAACACCAUUGUUUUCAACAUCACCCUCUAUUUCAUGACCAAUCUGCGCCGCGAAGCCGGUGCUUUCUUCUUCUUCCUGCUCAUCUCAUUCUUCACCGUCAUGACCAUGUCCAUGAUGUUCCGGACGAUCGCCAGCUCGUCAAGAACCCUGUCUCAGGCCAUGGUACCGGCUGCUGUCAUUAUCCUCGCCCUCAUCAUCUUCACCGGUUUCGUUAUCCCCAUCGACUACAUGCUGGGUUGGUGCCGUUGGAUCAACUACAUUGAUCCCCUGGCGUAUGCCUUCGAGUCCCUGAUGGUCAAUGAGUUUCACGGCCGCACCUUUGAAUGCAGCCAGUUCGUUCCGAGCCCCAGCUUCCCCGGAUACGAGAAGGUCGGACCCACAAACAGAGUCUGCUCAGCCGUUGGCUCCGUCGCCGGGUUGGGCGUCGUCAAUGGCGAUGACUACAUCAACACCGCUUUCCGGUACUACCAUGAGAAUAAAUGGCGCAACUUUGGCAUCAUCAUUGCUUUCAUGAUCGGGUUCCUCGCCUUUUACAUGUUCGCUGCCGAGAACGUUGCGGCCAAGAAGAGCAAGGGCGAAGUCCUGGUCUUCCGCCGCGGCCACAAGCCGGCCUCGUUCAAGGAGAACAAGGGCGACGCCGAGUCCGGCGGAAUACCACUGGCUGGUCCCGUCGCCGAGGCUGCCAACGGCCAUGUUUCGGACGGCCACUCGUCCGACAAGGAGGGUGGCAUGCUGCAGAAACAGACGAGCGUCUUCCAUUGGAACAAUGUUUGCUACGAGGUCAAGGUUAAGGGCGAGACGCGACAAAUCCUGGAUCAUGUCGACGGCUGGGUGAAACCGGGCACCCUGACCGCUCUGAUGGGUGUCUCGGGCGCUGGUAAAACGACGCUUCUCGACUGCUUGGCCGACAGAACCUCCAUGGGCGUCAUCACUGGCGAGAUGCUUGUCGAUGGCCGUCCCAGAGAUACGUCUUUCCAGCGCAAGACCGGAUAUGUCCAACAGCAGGAUCUACAUCUCCAAACGACGACUGUUCGCGAGGCCCUGAACUUCAGUGCACUCCUUCGCCAGCCCGCUCAUGUUCCCCGCGAGGAGAAACUUGCGUAUGUCGACGAGGUCAUCAGGCUCCUGGAGAUGGAGGAAUACGCCGACGCCGUCAUUGGAGUUCCCGGCGAAGGUCUCAAUGUGGAGCAGAGAAAACGUCUUACAAUCGGUGUUGAGUUGGCUGCCAAGCCCCCUUUGCUCUUGUUCGUCGACGAGCCGACUUCUGGUCUCGACAGCCAGACCUCGUGGGCCAUCCUGGACUUGCUCGAGAAGCUGACCAAGAGCGGCCAAGCCAUCCUUUGCACUAUCCAUCAGCCGUCCGCCAUGCUCUUCCAGCGCUUCGACAGGCUCCUCUUCUUGGCAAAGGGCGGCAAGACGGUCUAUUUUGGCGAUAUCGGCAAGAACUCCAAAACCAUGACGUCGUACUUUGAGCGCAACGGCGGUUUCCCUUGUCCUGAGCAGGCGAACCCGGCCGAGUGGAUGCUUGAGGUUAUUGGCGCCGCUCCUGGAAGCCACAGCGACAUCGAUUGGCACAUGACGUGGCGUGAGAGCCCUGAAUACGCCGCUGUCCAAGACGAACUGCAGCGCCUCAAGCGUGACGUGAAGGAGUCGAACCCGAUCACCGAGGACCCCGGCAGCUACCGCGAAUUCGCCGCCCCCUUCUGGCAGCAGCUCAUCCACGUCACGCACCGUGUCUUCCAGCAGUACUGGCGCACGCCGUCCUACAUUUACUCCAAGACUGCCCUGUGCGUCCUUGUUGCGCUCUUCAUCGGUUUCGUCUUCUACAAUGCUCCCAACACGAUCCAGGGCCUGCAGAACCAGAUGUUUGCUAUCUUCAACAUCCUGACCAUCUUCGGCCAGCUUGUCCAGCAGACCAUGCCGCACUUUGUCGUUCAGCGCUCGCUGUACGAGGUCCGCGAGCGGCCCUCUAAGGUGUACGGCUGGAAGGUCUUCAUGCUGUCGCAGAUUAUUGUCGAGCUGCCGUGGAACACGCUGAUGGCCGCACUCAUGUACGUCUGCUGGUACUAUCCCGUCGGUCUCCAGAAUAACGCCUCGGCCGCCGGCCAGACGGCCGAGCGCGGCGGCCUCAUGUUCCUGCUCCUCGUGGCCUUCCUGCUCUUCACCUCGACCUUCACCGACUUCAUCAUCGCAGGCUUCGAGACGGCCGAGGCUGGCGGCAACAUUGCCAACCUGCUCUUCUCGCUGUGCCUGAUCUUCUGCGGUGUCCUCGCCACGCCCGACACCAUGCCCCGGUUCUGGAUCUUCAUGUACCGGGUCAGCCCCUUCACCUAUCUCGUCAGCGCCAUGCUAUCGACGGCCGUGGCCAACACCGACGUCGUCUGCGCCGCCAACGAGUUCCUCCACUUUGCCCCGCCCGACGGCCUCAGCUGCGGCGAGUACAUGGCGCCCUAUAUCUCGCAGUUCUACGGAUACCUCGAGGAUACGGCCAACACCACCAUGUGCUCGUACUGCACCAUCAGCAAGACCAACGUGUUCCUGGCGAGCGUCCAGUCCAGUUACGAUGACAGGUGGCGCAACUUUGGCAUUCUUUGGGCAUACAUCAUCUUCAACAUCCUCGCCGCUCUGGGCUUGUACUGGCUUGUCAGAGUUCCCAAGAAGAAACUUGGGAAGAAGAAGCAGGAUUAA